[Torrubiella] hemipterigena is the source of this 477-nucleotide messenger RNA. NCBI's taxonomy places the organism in Eukaryota, Fungi, Ascomycota, Sordariomycetes, Hypocreales, Clavicipitaceae. The record is from the annotation of a GenBank genome assembly.
AUGUCGUCGGCCGCCAACUUCAUCCAGCUGGCAAAGUCGCUGCCUGCACCCCUUCAGCGCUUCUUCGCCAGAUGGCCUCCCGCAGCCAUUGUCCCCAACGGCACGCCUCCCACUAUCUACCAACAAGAGCGACCGAAUCCAUUCCAAUUCUACAAGCAUCCCGUCACCGGCAAGUGGCAGGAUCCCGUCUUCUCACAGCGCCGCCAGGCCGAGCUCGCCAAGAUGGCACACGAGCACGGUGUUCAGGACUUGCUGCCCGAGACGCCCAAGAGUAAGGAGGCUCGCCUCGCCCAUCGCAUUGAGCAUGGUCUGAGAGUAAAGGGUACUGGUGUUGGCCAAAAGGUCAAGGGCCGCGUCCACGAACGACACAUGAUUGCCAGAAUGGAACAAAGAAGAAAAGCCAUGCUGGAGAUGCCUCAGCUCAUCAAGGCCUGGAAAAAGGUCGGCAAGAAGAACUGGACCAAGUUCCCAAAAUAA